Messenger RNA from Nomascus leucogenys (northern white-cheeked gibbon), 2421 nucleotides. It is a transcript of the gene HSD17B13, whose product is annotated as hydroxysteroid 17-beta dehydrogenase 13. The record is from RefSeq and is a predicted model, not a curated record. Gene Ontology annotation, molecular function: oxidoreductase activity, acting on the CH-OH group of donors, NAD or NADP as acceptor. Lineage: Eukaryota; Metazoa; Chordata; Mammalia; Primates; Hylobatidae. Gene Ontology annotation, cellular component: lipid droplet.
AGACAGUACCUCCUCCCUAGGACUAUACAAGGACUGAACCAGAAGGAGGAGGACAGAGCAGAGCCAUGAACAUCAUCCUAGAAAUCCUUCUGCUUCUGAUCACCAUCAUCUACUCCUACUUGGAGUCGUUGGUGAAGUUUUUCAUUCCUCAGAGGAAAAAAUCUGUGGCUGGGGAGAUUGUUCUCAUUACUGGAGCUGGGCAUGGAAUAGGCAAGCAGACUGCUUAUGAAUUUGCAAAACGACAGAGCAUACUGGUUCUGUGGGAUAUUAAUAAGCGUGGUGUGGAGGAAACAGCAGCUGAGUGCCGAAAACUAGGCGUCACUGCGCAUGCGUAUGUGGUAGACUGCAGCAACAGAGAAGAGAUCUAUCGCUCUCUAAAUCAGGUGAAGAAAGAAGUGGGUGAUGUAACAAUCGUGGUGAAUAAUGCUGGGACAGUAUAUCCAGCUGAUCUUCUCAGCACCAAGGAUGAAGAGAUUACCAAGACAUUUGAGGUCAACAUCCUAGGACAUUUUUGGAUCACAAAAGCACUUCUUCCAUCGAUGAUGGAGAGAAAUCAUGGCCACAUCGUCACAGUGGCUUCAGUGUGCGGCCACGAAGUGAUCCCUUACCUCAUCCCAUAUUGUUCCAGCAAAUUUGCCGCUGUUGGCUUUCACAGAGGUCUGACAUCAGAACUUCAGGCCUUGGGAAAAACUGGUAUCAAAACCUCAUGUCUCUGCCCAGUUUUUGUGAAUACUGGGUUCACCAAAAAUCCAAGCACAAGAUUAUGGCCUGUAUUGGAGACAGAUGAAGUUGUAAGAAGUCUGAUAGACGGAAUACUCACCAAUAAGAAAAUGAUUUUUGUUCCAUCAUAUAUCAAUAUCUUUCUGAGACUACACAAGUUUCUUCCUGAACGCGCCUCAGCGAUUUUAAAUCGUAUGCAGAAUAUUCAAUUCGAAGCAGUGGUUGGCCACAAAAUCAAAAUGAAAUGAAUAAAGAAGCUCCAGCCAGAGAUGUAUGCAUGAUAAUGAUAUGAAUAGUUUAGAAUCAACGCUACAAAGCUUUAUUUCACAUUUUUUCAGUCCUGUUAAUAUUAAAAACAUUGGUUUGGCACUAGCAGCAGUCAAAUGAACAACAUUAAUUACCUGUCUUCCUGUUUCUCAAGAAUAUUAACGUAGUUUUUAAUAGGUCUGUUUUUCCUUUCAUGCCUCUUGAAAACUUCUAUGCUUACAUAAACAUACUUAAAAGGUUUUCUUUAAGAUAUUUUAUUUUUCCAUUUAAAGGUGGACAAAAGCUACCUCCCUAAAAGUAAAUACAAAGAGAACUUAUUUACACAGGGAAGGUUUAAGACUGUUCAAGUAGCAUUCCAAUCUGUAGCCAUGCCACAGAAUAUCAACAAGAACACAAAAUGAGUGCACAGCUAAGAGAUCAAAUUUCAGCAGGCAGCUUUAUCUCAACCUGGACAUAUUUUAAGAUUCAGCAUUUGAAAGGUUUCCCUAGCCUCUUCCUUUUUCAUCAGCCCAAAACGGUGUAACUCUAUUCUGGACUUCAUUGCUUGAUUCUGUCUUCUGUAUAACUCUUAAGUCCACCAAAAGUGAACCCUCUAUAUUUCCUCCCUUUUUAUCAUCUUAUAAGAUACAUUACUAAAGGUGACCGACUCUUUUUUAAAUCUGAGAAUUUUAAGUUCUAGCCCCAUGAUAACCUCUUUCUUUGUAAUUUAUGUUUUCAUAUAUCUUUGGUCCCAGAGAUGUUUAGACAAUUUUAGGCUCAAAAAUUAAAGCUAACACAGGAAAAGGAACUGUACUGGCUAUUACAUAACAAACAAUGGAUCCAAGAGAAGAAAAAGAAGAAAGAAAGGUUUUUUUGUUUUUUUGUUUUGUUUUGGUUUGGUUUUUGUUUUUGUUUUUGUUUUUGUUUUUUUUGAGACGGAGUCUCGCUCUGUCGCCCAGGCUGGAGUGUAGGGUGCGAUCUCAGCUCACUGCAAGCUCCGCCUCCUGGGUUCACGCCAUUCUCCUGCCUCAGCCUCCCGAGUAGCUGGGACUACAGGCGCCCACCACCAUGCCCAGCUAAUGUUUUGUAUUUUUCGUAGAGACGGGGUUUCACCAUGUUAGCCAAGAUGGUCUUGAUCUCCUGCCCUUGUGAUCCACCCACCUCGGCCUCCCAAAGUGCUGGGAUUACAGGCAUGAGCCACCGCACCCGGCCUUUUUUUUUUUUAAUAGAAAAAAUAAUCUGACUCCCACUACAUCAAGACUAAUCCUGCUCCGUGUGUUUUUCACAUAUAUUAUAGAAUGCUUUUGCAUGGACUAUCCUCUUGUUUUUAUUAAAAACAAAUGAUUUUUUAAAAGUCACUAACAAAAACAAUUCACUAAAAAUAAAUAUGUCAUUAUGCUUUAAAAAAAUAACCUCUUGUAGUUAUAAAAUAAAACGUUUGACUUCUAAUCUCUG